This is a messenger RNA of Ceratina calcarata, 11060 nucleotides long. RefSeq names its product DEAD-box ATP-dependent RNA helicase 20. Bases 189 to 2309 code for a protein of 706 amino acids. Gene Ontology annotation, molecular function: nucleic acid binding; ATP binding; RNA helicase activity. NCBI's taxonomy places the organism in Eukaryota, Metazoa, Arthropoda, Insecta, Hymenoptera, Apidae. The record is from RefSeq and is a predicted model, not a curated record. The transcript is spliced from 4 exons.
UAUACUUAGAAGCGGAAGCAUUGCCCAGUCGCCCGUUUCCGUCUUCCCAGUGCCUGUCUGCCAUUACUGCUCUGCUCGCCGGGUCUUGCAGGGUGUAACUGGUAUAACUGACAUAGUUUCUAAAAAAUCGAAGAUCGUUCAUACGGAACUGGUAGCGUGUCAGCAGAUUUUAUCCAACUUUCGCCGAGAUGUAUAACAACACUUAUUCCAAUAAUACCAGUUACAGACCCAGGGGCACUAGAGACUCUGGCAGUCGUAAUGGAGGGGGUACAUAUUGGAACAGUCAACAGCAAAAGGAUAAACCAAUGCAGAAGAAGCGGGUCCAAAGGAGAACACCUGGAGAUUCGUUGAAGAAGCCAUCUUGGGAUUUAAAUAAAUUGCCAGUGAUCACAAAAAAUUUAUAUAUUCCGCAUAUCAAUGUCUUAAAAAGGACCACCGAUGAAAUUUCUAAAUAUCACAUUGGUAAAGAGAUCACUGUAAAGGGGAACAAUACACCUUCUCCGAUUCAAGCGUUCGAAGAGAGUAACUUUCCGGAUUACGUGAUGGAAGAGAUUAGGAAACAGGGUUUUGCGGAACCGACAGCAAUCCAGGCACAGGGGUGGCCCAUUGCGCUCAGCGGACGCGAUUUGGUGGGAAUCGCCCAAACAGGAUCUGGAAAAACUCUAGCUUAUAUUUUACCAGCAACGGUACAUAUUAAUAAUCAGCCACGCUUAAAUCGGGGAGAUGGUCCGAUCGUUUUGAUACUCGCCCCAACAAGAGAGUUGGCUCAGCAAAUUCAGUCCGUUGCCAGGGACUUUGGUUCCUCCUCGUGCAUCCGUAAUACCUGCAUCUUCGGUGGUUCUCCGAAAGGACCACAGGCCCGCGACUUGGAACGCGGCGUCGAAAUAUGCAUCGCCACGCCCGGCAGACUAAUCGAUUUUCUCGAGAAAGGAACAACGAACUUGCGCAGAUGCACGUACCUCGUCCUGGACGAAGCCGACAGGAUGCUAGACAUGGGUUUCGAGCCACAAAUUCGCAAGAUCAUCGAGCAGAUCAGACCCGACAGACAGGUGUUGAUGUGGUCCGCGACAUGGCCGAAAGAAGUUCAAGCUUUGGCCGAAGAUUUCCUCACAGAUUACAUUCAGAUUAAUAUUGGUUCCUUGACGUUGGCGGCCAAUCAUAAUAUUCGACAGAUCAUAGAGAUUUGUCAGGAACAUGAGAAGGAAAUGAAAUUAUCGAAUCUCCUUAGAGAAAUCGGCAAGGAUCGCGGAAGUAAAAUGAUCAUUUUCGUUGAAACUAAGAAGAAGGUGGACGACAUUACCAAGACCAUCAAACGGGACGGUUGGCCAGCGAUUUCUAUCCACGGCGACAAAUCGCAGCCGGAAAGAGAUUACGUAUUGUCCGAAUUUAGAAACGGAAAAACAAUGAUCCUCGUUGCGACCGAUGUUGCUGCUCGUGGUUUGGACGUCGAAGAUGUGAAGUAUGUAAUCAAUUUCGAUUACCCGAACAGUUCCGAAGACUAUAUUCACCGAAUUGGAAGAACCGGACGUUGUCAAAGCGCAGGAACGGCAUACGCUUAUUUCACGCCUAACAACGCCAGACAAGCAAAAGAAUUGAUCUCUGUUCUCGAAGAAGCUGGUCAGGUGAUAAAUCCACAAUUAGCCGACCUGGCGAACUCCAUGAAAUCCGCUUAUGGAAAGGGCCGUCAACGUUGGAGCCACUCUCGCUCUAAUAAGGAUAGUAACUCGAGCGGUAGUCCAAGAAAUAACAGCAGCCCGUCUUCUAACAGUUGGCAGAAUCAACACAUUCAGAAUGUCCAGCAUAAUAAUAUGAACGGCCAAGAGAGAAGUCUUGUACGCCAGCAAAAUGGAUAUCAGAACAGCCGCCAAAACAGCUUCCAAUCUAAUUAUCAGCAGCAACAGCAACACCAGCAGCAGCAGCAACAACAACAUCAACGACAAUCAAGUACCUAUGCAAACGGCUGUCCGACCACGAGCAACAGUUAUCAGGCUGGCUAUCAGAAUGCUAGUAUACCGAGAUUCACCAGAACGAACACCUUCCAAGGGAAUCGCUACAACCGUCAAAACGCUUAUAAUGCUAAUCAGACAGCCGGUGGACAAGGCGUCUACUCGAUGCCACCUCCGUUCAUGAUGCCAUCCGGUGGCCACACUGAUUCUGGAAUGCAGAGUCUCGUUAACAACAAGUAUUUCCAGACGAAUCGUCCACCACCGAACACGGGCGCCUGCGCUUACCAAUCGAUGGGAUACAGCCAGUUCCAGGCUGUGCCGCCGUAUAGUUAUCCUUAUCCGCCUACACCGGUGCAGCAGUGACGCUUUACAAGGUGCAAGUCGGUAAGAGUGCAGGCUAAGUAAAAUGAUCAAUCUUUUCCUGUUUAUACAUAUAUCCAGACCCACUAAAUAUUUACGGUUUGUGUAGAAGUACUGGGUCGCUUUUGAAUAUAAUAAGUAACGUAAUGUUUCUUCUUUUCUUUGUCACUUAUUAUUUUUUUUGUUCUGGAAUGGUGCCAAUCACAUGUAGAGCAAAAUUAUUUAUGUUUCUUCGUGAAGUAAAAUACAAACAUAGAAUUAAUAAUUUAUCAUUCGAUCGGGAAAUAUGAAUACUUACGUCAGAAUAUCCAUUUCAAAUAUAAGAGAAAUUAAUCGUCGAGCGUCCUUAAAUUCUCGGGGGCACAUUCCAGUCGAGUUUUUUUCAAGUAGCUGUAGUUGUUAGCAAUGGUACAUUGGUAUAAUCAUUACUGGAUGUAGAAUGUGACCAGCAAAUAUAGGCUUAUAACCAUUGGUCAUAUCUUUUCAAAAAUAAUUAAUCUUCUUGCGAUAAAAAAAAAACUAUAUAUACGUCAUUUAAUGCUUUUCCGAAAUGCACGAAACGUAUAGAAGGGGGGUGGGUUAUCGUUCUCAUAUUUGAUAAUUUAUUUAUAUUUUGCAUAUAUAUAUAUAUAAAUACGUAUGUACAGGCAACGCUCUUCAAAAUGUAAGGCCUUUUGCAUAAAAAUUAAGCCGUACACACCCGUUUUUACAAAAAAAGCGCACGACGAAUACAUUAAGAAAACAUCGUGUGUGUGUCCUCUGCUCUGUAAAACGAGUCCGGGUGAAUUGUGUCUCUUCGAUAUAAUAAGGGGCGAAAGAGAAAUAAGUAUCUCGACAUCAAAAUUAAACUUUGAUGCAGAAUAAGAAAAGAGGAAAGAACAGCAUAAUUAAUAUAGCGUACCAAAAGUGAGUACUUCGAGAUCUAUCCUGGACCCGGUGUUUUUUGGAACGAUUCCAAGCGAGUGAAACCGGUUAAAAUAAGGGGAAAGAGAAAGGAAAACUUGGGGCUUCUAGGGGACAACUUAAAUUAAGCAUGUAGUCACAAUGGCUGUGUACCUUGGCGCAAAGUUUGAUACCUUAUUUUUAUAAUAUAUAUCAAAAGUAAUUUGUUGUUAAACCAACGACGAAUGAUUAUACGAAGAUAGAGAAAAAAACGUAAGAGAAACAUUGUUGUUUGAUGUUUAUGCAAUUGGCCACUGAGUGGUCUUGGCCUUGCGCGCCUGAUAUAUAAGGUGCUCUCGCAGGCUGGCCGCGAAUCGAAUAUAAAAAAUGAGAGAAAUUUAGUUGUACCUGUUUUUUAGUUCGCGCUCAAUCGAAAUUCUUGCUAUUUUUUAAGGGAACGAUUCAAGACUAUCCGAGAGACAAUUUUUCUAACAAUCCAUAUGUGUUGUGUAUAUAUCGUUACGGCCAUUCCGAAAAAAAUGCGACUCUCGUAGGAAAAAAUUUUUUGCGUGAGAGGAAAGGUGUGAACGAAAAAAAACGAAGCCACGAUUUCAUGCCGCGUGUGAAUCAGGCACGUUAUCGUUUAUCGACAGCGCAUAGCGAUUUUUUGCGGGCCUCCAGAUUAUACUCUGUACACGUCACUACUCGAAUAAACGAAUAGCAAAGAUAACUUAAACGAGUAAAGAAAUCAACAGAGAAGAAUGCAAAACUCGAAUAAUAAAACAAAAUCUCGAGCAAAGGACUUUGUUUGCGAACGACAUAUAUUAUUGUGAUAAUUAUACGUAACGCUUUCGUGAAACGGUCUCACAGUUCGUUACUUAAUUACGCACAGUAGAGGAUGUUGUUAAGCAGUACGUGUGCACAUUACCACAAUUUUCCAGAUGAAUUCAGGAAAACCGCGUCACACACAUACUUCAAGCGGGCAUUUACGCAUUGCUCGACGAGAGAGAGGUUUCGAUGAGAAACUCUGUUGAUUCCGUUUCUAGAUUUCCACGGUGGUAUAGUCAUCGUUUAUAUUCUUCUUUCCCUGUACCGAUUGUAUUCGGACAAUUUCGAAACGCCUGAUAGCGAACAGAAUUUUAGGCAUUCAUCGUAUAUUGUUGUCUUUGCCCUUUCGAACAUUCUGAAUGCUAACAUUGAUCUGACUGCAACACGUUUCGCGUCAGAAUGAAUAGUGAUAUAAUAAUAGGAAGCGUAUGCUACGAGUAUUGGACAAUUCUGAAUACUCAUAUAUUGCGUACGCCCUCUAAUAAAUCAUCCUACUGCUCUAAAUUCGUUCUUCAUGCUCGCAUUUUCGGUUGCUGUUCAUCAGGGAAACUUAUAAUUUCAUUCUACUUUCGCUUCUUCUUGAAAUUGUCUACCACGUAGACUUUAUCAAAUAGCACACUGUCAUUGGUUUGCUACAUUCUUCCAUGGAAUUACACUGCAAGCGAAGCGUAGCUUCAUGCAUUUAUCAAUUAUCCAGAGGCUUUCUUAUGGAUGCACAUGUAGCUGUUAUAGUGAUUUAACUACUUUCGAGUAUUUAAGCAAGUCUCGAAAUUGCAACCCUUUGAGCUGUACCGCAUUCGUUUCCUAAAACUAUAAGCGAUGCGAAGGUGAAUAAAAAUAACCGUUGAAUAUGCAUAUUUAUCAAAACUGAAUUUCCCUACGCAUAGUAUCUAUAAUUUGUUAACAGUGUUCAUGUUAAAUUUGGCUCGGGGUAGAAAUGGUUAGGGGAGCAAAGGGUUAAAUAAUUUUUAUAUUUCAUUUGACAAAACGUAACGAACGUAAAGCGUAAACGAAACACUUCUCAGUUUCCCAAGCAAAGAGGAGAAUAAAAACAAGCGCAGCUUGCAUUCUGAAAAUUGAUAGUGGGUGUACGCGUAGCUCUGUGAUAUGUAAAACGUAGCAUAUUUAUAGAUCUACCUAUCGUACAUCAUGAUUAAAGUAAGGAACGUAUCUUAUCAGUUUUAUACACGUGGUAUGCAAAUCUAAAUAAAUGACGUGUACUGCGAGAGCUCGCCGUCUAUUUUAAGGAGAGAGGAACGAAACUUGUUGGAAAAGCGAAAGAGAUCAGUAUUCAUUUUAUUUAAUUUCUUUUUUGUGUUUGCCGUACGAAUUUAUAUAUCGUCGUGGUUGAGAGCAAGAAAGGGAGGGAUUUAGAGGAUGAGAAAGCGUGUAUUUCUGUUCGUUUGUUAUGUUCAUCCGUGUAUCUGAGAAUUUUUGUUUUCAUUAACAUAGUUCGAUAAAUUCAUUUCGUGAAUGGGUAUAAAAGCGUAGACGGGAUGUUCUUCAUUUUUCUUCUCUUCAUAUAUCGUGAAACUGUAUUUUCAUCUUUUUCGUUUGUACGAUUGUCUGUAUAAUCUUCUCAUAUUUGCGUGUUCGUCGCUAACAGAGGAGUCUACGGAAUCUAGUGCUCUGAUCCAAGUCUUUUUGUUCUUUUUCUUUUUUUUACUUGCGUGAACGAACAAUCAUUGUAAAUCUUAUGUUCGUAUGUAAUCGUACUGGGUACAGCGUCGCGUCGUGGGGAAUUGUUAAACGUUAAGCGUGUACCUUUUCCGCGUAAUAGAACAUGCGGUAGUUCACGUUUUUAUGAAGCGAAGUCGUGCGUCUUCAGUACUAGCCGACGAGCUUCGUCCUCGUUUUUUUUUGUAUUAUAUAAUAUUCCGUUCCGCUGUGCUGCUAGAAGACGUCCAUUCAAUACCGUACAUUUUUAACGUAAACUCGAAACGAGAUCAGUCGUCUUUAGUUGAUAACGAAAGAUUCCCCGCAAUGAGAGCAAAAAUCCUAUCACUCUUGUUCGAAAUAAGCGAGAGCAAAGGGAAAGUGUAGCGUGUUCAAGAAGAAAUUUUGAACUCUCGAAUGCUAAUGUCUUGACCGAUAUAAUUCCAGUGUACAUAAACAUAUUUCGAUAUCAGUUUCCAAUACCGAUUGUAAACUAUCAAUGGAAAAGGGAAAUAGAUUUCGACACAAGCUUUAUUAUCAAUUAGGCUUUACGUUUGUUAACACUAGAACUACUAAAGUGCAUUUGUAUGUACUUGCAUCAAAGGGAAAAAAGUAAUAACUUCGACAAAAUAAAUAACGUAAGAGAUGCUUCUCAUACUUUUACGUCCAAGAAAACGUGAAUCUAUGGAUGACACAAUAAUAGACAAUUGCACAUUCUAAUAAUGUAAUUGAAAGGAAGUAAGAAUAGAGGAUCUCCAAAUUUUUUUAAAAUUCCAUUGGUAAAUUUGGAAUAAGUAAAUUGUUUUAGUGGUUCUAGUGUUAUUUGAAAAAAAAAAUAUAUUUUCGUGGAAGUUUCACGCUUGUACGAAACACCCUUUCGUCCCGGUUAUUAUGUUCGAUCGAUCGUUCGGACCUGCAAUUUUAUUAUUUAUUCGCGUGUUAAUCUAUGUUCGACAAAGGAAAAUAAAAAGGUCAAGAGAAACGAUAAUUGGCACGGUUCUUCGCGCUGUAAAGAGUUGACGCAAUUGUCAGCGUCAGUAUCGUAUAACGUAGCGUGCUGAAAAUCGUUGACGACACUCAACUAAAUAAUAGCCUCGGGAACAUGAGUACCUUUUUAAUGAUUAAUGCUGAACGCUGUGAUAAUCGCGUACAUAAACAUUUUUAUUAUUAUAAACGUAAAUGUGCAUAUUGUAAUGUUAAAAAGAAGAAAAAAGUAAGAAGAGUACUAUUCUCCUUUAUAUGUGAAGACUGAAUCUCGCCAACUUAUACACAAGGUUUAGCAGCCGCAGAUACAUUUCGUAUACUGUGUAGAACUACAGAUAGACUAUUUGUACAUUAUUAAUUAUAAACAAUAUGUUUUUGCGUAUGGAUAGUGCCGUACGGGGACGGUACUAUUAUGUUGAUAGCUCGAUAACGGGUGCGUGAUCGAAUUUUGCAUUUUUUUAUUACUCAGAGUCGAACAUCUCUGGCGUAUAGAGUGACGGAAGAUCCGCCAGACUUUUCGCGUUUACUUUCCGCGGAGGGGUUGGAAUAGUCGCACGAAUCUGGUUUCCCACUGGGCUUUUGUUUGAUCUUCGUUUCUCGCAAUUCUUCGUCUGAUUCGAAUCGGAGUGCGAUUCGGUUCGAAGCAAAUCGAAUGAAACUCGUUAACUUGGUUCGUCAACGAUCGCUUGCCACGUUUGUUGCUUUCGGUUUAUUCGUAGAUCGUUCGUGAAAAGGAACAUUACAGUAACAACAACAACAACAACACAAUCCGUUUCAUGGUAGUUCCUAUAUUGCAUUCUUCUUUGUGAACGUGAAUGAAUUGCAGCUUAAACUUUGCUAAAAUGAGUCGAGGAAUUUCUCAUGACAUUCUUCCUUGCGCCGUUCUAGUUUUCGGUUGAAAUGAAACUUGCGAAUAAUUUUAUUGUCGUAGUCGCAUGUACGCAUCGCUAAGUUUUCGUAUUACGACCGCGUCCCGAUUGUCGCUGUAAUUUUACUAUCGUCCGCAAAUUAAGGGAGAAAUGUACUAAAAAAAUUAUUGAUCGCUCCUAAACAAUGAUUGGAGUCGUGGAUCAAUCGUACGCGCGUGAAGAGUACAUUUUUCUUUCAGCAAAUAUUUAGUCUUGAAAUGAAUGGAGAACCAAGUACGACACAUCGAGAUUAAAUUUUUCGGAGGAAGCGAAUUAUUGUAACAGCGCCUUCGUUUACUUGUUCGUAAUAUUGUGUUUGUUUUCUUUAAUUAAAGUUCGAGAUAAGCGUAACCGAUAAUUAUUCUUUACCAGAAGUUAUAUCUUGCGUCGUAUGUGAAGAUAUCGUUUCUUUUCCUUUUCUUUACGACAGAAAAUAAAUUCAAUUUGUUCCUAACAGCGAGCGUAAACUUGUUACGAACUGCAGCAAAAUUUACUGUUAAGAAACGUUGGAACUUUGAUGCAGUUAGGAUUCAUACACUUACCUUUGUUCUUUUGUUUUAAAUUAAUAAUGCGUCUCGUAAUGAUGGUACAUGUUUAAGCCUGGGCUAUAUUUAAAAUGCAAAUGAUAUCUUCGAUUGGUAAUUGAUGUGUACUGAUGUGAGACAUACGAAUUAACAAGGUCUACAUAUAUGUAUCGCCUAAACUUUCAUGAUUCUAUUAAAAAGCUAAAUGUGUACUAAGAUAUGCAUUGAUCAGUUAGUGAGUGCACGGAAUAGUUUUCAAUAUCAUAAUGUGUACAACAUGUUGAAGGAUACAGUGCGUACAUCCGUUUUCUGAAGUAUUAUAUUUUACGUAUACCCUGUUUUUUGAAAUUGCUUGUUGAAUAAUCGACUUAAUUAUGAAAAAAAAAUAUAUGUUUCUUUUUUUUUUACAUAGGCGUUUAACCCUUUUGCUAAGGAUACAAAUUGUUACAAUUAUUUCUUGUUCGUCGAGGAGCCAAAGGUUCAUUGAUAAGCAACUUACAAUAACGAAACUUAUUGAUAAAAAUAUGUGGUCCACUGAAAGCAACCAUAUCACGUUUCACUCGUCAAACGCUACCUUAUUAAUGAUUUCGAUUUUAUGUAAAUAGUUUAAAGAAGUACAUCGAUAUUCCAUUUUAUCCACGAUGGAAUGAUUUACAUGUAAAAGAUGUCUGUUCAGUCUAUCAGCGAAAGGGUUAAAUUUAUCACACCAAAACACCAUGUCACUUACUAUUAAUAAUCUUUUGGUAUGACCGAUCAGAUUUCUUCAUCGUUUUCAGAAUAGUAAAACAUACAAAUCCGUCGUACCUCGUCUUUCUGAAAACGCAUGAUAUUUUAUAUCCAAAAAGUAACUUCGAACAUAUUUUUGGAGUCUAAAAUUUUUCACGCGACAGUUUCAUCUAUACGAGCAUGAUUUUACGUGGAUCAUCGUAUAAGUACUACGCGCUUAUUUCUUCAAACGUAUCGCGGAAACGGAAAAACGAACGAUAAAAAAUGAUGAUCCUCUCGUUCGAGAACGUGAAGCAUCAAGACAAAGUUUCGAGAAAUGAUAAAAAAAAAAGUGAUGUUAUAGGAAUUAUCGUCGCGAGGGAAACGCAAUUACAGCACGGUAGACUUCCUGUUGUUGUAAUAGUUCACCUGUUAAUGGGUCUGUUUUGAACGCGCAUUAGAGAAGAAGAAAGAACGGUAAAGAGAUUAAAGAAGGGGGUAGUUUGAAAAACGCUAAGGAAAUUAUAAUAAAUUGCGGGAUGGACAUGAGAAUCAUUGAUAAUUUAGCACGUGUAAUUUUAGUCGUUUCUACGAGACCAGAAGAGUUAACAGAAAGUUCAGACCGCCACUGGUGUCGGGAGAAAAGUGUACAUUAAAAAGAGAAAAAAAUGAUAAUACAAAUAAGUAAUCUAUUAUUACGGCUUCAUUGAACAUCGCGCCUUACAAUGUGAAAGAGCUCGGCCGCAACUGGUCAUCCGAACGGGGCGUGUACGCAAGAUUCGCGGACACGCUCAGGUCCAAAAGGAUAAAACGAAAACCACUCGUCGGUCGUUCUCGAGUAAAUUUUAAGAUGAGCGUUCGCCUAAAAUUGUUCGAACUGCAGCACAGAAAGACGGCAUACAAUACAAUUGAUAAUUAUAUUAUUGUAGAGCAUCCGAACGCAGCAUGCAAGAAUAUAUAUAUUUGCGUCAAUGUUGUGCGUAAAACUACAUUUGUCAUUUCUUUAUAAUGCAUGUAUACAUGUAACUCGUGUCUGUAUACAUUUACAUAUAGAAACGAUUUUAAGAAAGGAUAUUCUAGUCGAACAAUGCUGUCCGUCAAUAAUAAUGAAGACCUGUCUCAGUGUCUGGUAUCUUUUUAAAGUUGCUGAAGAACGAAGAAACCGAAAUUUUUUCUGAUACUUAAGCAGAAUAUUAGAGCCUUGUGCCACAGUAACGAAGACAUAAAAGGAUCUGUGCUUCAAGUUUCGUAGCUUUUAAUUUGGACAGCGUUGCUUCGAACCAGGUGAAAAGAAACUAUAGAAUAUUCUUCGCAAGUAAACUAAAACGAUCGCUUAUCACAUUAUUAACAGAUUCACUGCUGCCUUGUACAUUUGAUAAUUUACUUCCAGACUAAAUACGUAACGAGAUAAAUUUAAAACGAGUAGAUUCGUCGUAAAAACUCUGGCAGUGAGUGUGUUAAAGAUGACAAGUAAUCUAGUCGAAAUUAUUCUGUCGUUAAUUAUUGUGGCCGUUGAUGGGUGUAAAGAUAUAUCGGAACGAGUAUCUUUUAAUAUUGAAUUAAUUCUUUAAGCUGCGUCACAGGUAAUUUUUGAAUGGAUAAAUUACAGUAAAUAAUUAAAUAAUACAGUAUUAUCUUUAGAAUUUUGACGCAAAACAAACAAAAAAAGCAGAAGACCAGUGUUAAUGUACGCAAAUGGAAAUGUAAUUUGUAUAAAUGUCGUUAUUUUUUUGUUGCUUUUUGUCGUUCCUCUGUUAUCGAUGAAUUAGAUGAUCCGUGUAAGUCGUUUUACUGCAGUUUUCACGACCAAAGAGAGGCAUAACGCGAAAAUAAUGGCUUAUUUUUCUUCCUCCUUUGACCAUGACACUACUUUCGAAGGCGGAAAGUAAAUGGAUCGCGUAUACGUCGCGAGUCUUCUAUGUAUUUUAUCUGCAAUUCUCAAUGAGUGAUAAAAUACAAGUGACGUUUGUUAAAGAUACCUUAGAAAUAAUUACUUUAUGAGUCGCUCCUGUUUAAAUACGAUUUAUGGUUUUCCGAUGUAGAGAGAAGAGGGAAAAAUUGCGUACACAAAUUAUUUAUAUAAGGCAGCGUACAAGGCGAACAAUUUAAGGAAAAACAAACAAUGGCGUAAAUGAUGUUAAGGAAUAUUUCUGUAUUCAGAUUCUCUUCUGUAGGUUUCAUUAAAGUGCAUUUCUUGUAUGUUACACAGUAUUAUGGUAGAAUGUAAGAAAAUAAAUACUGCAAUAAAAAUGUUUGUUUCUCUGUCA